Molecule: messenger RNA, 822 nt
Organism: Mugil cephalus (flathead mullet)
Lineage: Eukaryota; Metazoa; Chordata; Actinopteri; Mugiliformes; Mugilidae
Product: NACHT, LRR and PYD domains-containing protein 12-like
Exons: 5
Coding region: 52-714 (220 amino acids)
Molecular function (GO): protein binding
Source: RefSeq, a predicted model, not a curated record
UGUAAAGUAAGAAGGUUGAGUAGCGGUUCGCUCUCAGACUCAAAUCAGAAGAUGAGUGACCGUGGGGAUGAAGAGGAGAGGCGAGCAUUUUCUUCCAAGUGUGAUGUCACAUCACACAGCGAUGAAGCCGGAGCCUCCUCAGAAACACAGCAAGGCUACACACCUGUAGCUUUAAAGCUGCCCAAAUGGCCAUCUCAUGGUGAACUCUCAGAGACUCAGUAUGAACACCUGGCAUCAGAACUGAAGUCAAACCCUGAGCUGAAAGAACUGGAUCUGAGGAGAAACACUCUGAACGAGUCAGGAGUGGAGCUGCUGUGUGCUGCACUGGAAAGCCCAAACUGCAGACUGCAGACCCUGAGACUGAGGGGCAGCAUCGUGUCAGAAAGAUGUUGUGCUUCACUGGCCUCAGCUCUUAAAUCGGACCCGUCUUAUCUAAGAGAACUUGACUUGAGUGAAAUCAAGAACCUGACGGAUUCAGGAGUGAAGCUGUUGGCUACAGGACUUUGGAGUCCACACUGCAGACUAAGGACUUUGAGACUGGCUGACUGUAAAUUAUCAGAGAGCAGCUGUGGUUCUCUGCUCUCAGCUCUUCAGUCCAACCCGUCCUAUCUGGAAGAGUUGGACCUGAGUGGAAACAGUGUGGAGGACUCAGGAGUGAAGCUGCUGUGUGCUGUGCUGAAGAAUCCACUGUGUUCUCUAAACACUCUGAGGUGAGACUUUACUGGAUGUGAAUGUCACCUGGUUUCUUUCAGUCUGUGGUUCAGCUUCAUGACUCUGUAUCUGCCAGUGCAGACAUCCAUAGCAUAAACCCAACUGUUUUCU